GGUCCGGAUCGGCCUGCGACUGUUGUUCGGGGUCCACCUCGGCCUCCGCCCCCGCCUCGUUCGUCUCUGCUGCGUCCGGCGGCUUCUCCUGCUCGUGGUCUGCCUCCGCGGGCCAGAGGCGGAUCGAAGCAGCCCCCGACUGUUCCCGCCGCUAGUGCUACCAGGGGUUUGUCUAUUGAUGUGAGUAAAGACAAGGCAGCGACCGAGGCGGGAUACAGGGAACUGGUCAGCAGGCAAAAAACGUUGUAUGAGUCGACGCUUGCCAGGGAGAUGGAGCUCGUUGAGAAGGAGAUGUCAGAACUGAAAUGCACUCGUGGUGAGGAAGAAGAGAUGGAGGAGGAGGAGCGUCAGGAGGAUGACAAGGCCAGAGGCAAGCAGCAUACAGAGCUCAAGCUCGCGGUGGAGCAGGAGAAAAAGAAAACCAGUGAGCACGAGAUUCAGGAGGUAUGUGAGGAGAUGAUGUCGUCGACUGAUGAGGAGGACGAGGAUGAGAUGGACGGAGGCGAAUCGAGCUCCCUCAUCUCCAAGCAGCACAUCAGGAAACUCUGUGGGGAAUUGCAGGCAACCUUGUCUUACUUGAGAAUUGACAUCGAACCAGCAGCCCCGUUGGGUGAGGCGCCGCCGUCGACAAUCCACACCAUCUUAGAGCUGUUUAAAGUUUUGCGCCGCCAAAUGUCAAAGCUUAGACGGCAGCUGCUUCCUUUCAAAGAAAGGUAUGAGGAGCAGCUGGCCAGGAGGGAUUCCUACGAGGGGUUGACUGAGGAAGACAAGGCUAGGAAGAAAAUGGAGAAGGAGAAGAACUUCUUUGAUAGCUACCGUGAAGGGACCGAGUUCUCUUCCCGCCGCGUUUCCUUCGAGCAGCAAACCACACUGAGCUCCAUGUUCUUCACGCAUUGCACACCAGGAAGGCCCUUGCCCUACUAUGCUGAGACACAAGGGAUCAGCCUGCAGGUUUACUCUUUCAAGAUUGCUGAGAUCAGCAGCAACCUGCACUGGCCGCUUGAGGUGUACGGCGUCGUCGCCGCGCGAGACAACUCAGACCGCGAGCGCAACAUCAUCUUCAGUCGCCCGAGGCACGACUGCCAGAAGCUCACCUCAGCUGACCGCUUCUUGCGCUUGACUGGUCCAUCUCGGGCGAUUAUGGCACUGAGCCCAGUUGACUUUGAAGUCCAGCUGAAGCUUAAGGGUGCGACUGAGUCGGCGGACAGGGAGUUGAUGAAUCGCCGAGAUCAUUACGUUGGUAGUACUAUUGACAGCGAAGACGGUACUGAUACUGAAGAUGGUAUAGAUACUCUUACCUUCUGCAACUGCCUUAUCACAGCUGAACUGAGAGUGGAGGAAGUACAUAGUUGCAUUCAAGCCACUCUUUUGGGUGUGCGUGUCGUUGGAGGAGGUCCAUGGCCUUUUGAAUACGGAGGCCGGAUUGCUUGCUCCUCACCAGCUCACGAGGUUGUGUGCGUGGAUCUGGAUGGCAUUGCAGAGGUUGUGGAUGAUUCGUCACGCUUCCAAGUUGUGCUGCUCGAUUCUCAUGACUGUCGUCUAACAAACAGAAAGGAUCCUCAUGGCUGUGUGCGUGGGGAAAUGCCAAUUGGCAAAGCUGGUUACCUUGAUCUCACAAGACGCGUUGUUUCUGUUGAAGUGCGGAAAGAGAAUCGGCGGCAAUACAGAGAUAGCUUGAAAGUUUUUCUUCAAUCAUACUCAGAGUCUGGUGGUAUUGCUGCGCAAUCCCAUGUCAAGAUCAGGCCCAAGAUAUGCAACAUAAGUCGGCACAAUUGCGACCUUGGUGGUUCUAAGGUGGAGAUUACCAUUGCUUGGUCGGCCAUUGUCAGGACAGACCUUUGUUAGGACUGAUCUGAUUUAGUAUCAUGUUGGAUGGUGCUCUGGUGGCCUGAAUGUUAUGGAGUAGGAUAGGUACAUCUAUGUGUCUAUGUUUUCCCAGUGGCUGUUUGUUUGUUGAAGUAAUCAUCUGCUGUAUCGGUCAGCUAUGUAAGAUAUAUGUGCCAGCUACUAUUUGUGUGUCAAACAACUAUGUAGUAGGAUGCCCAGCUAUCUGUGUGUUGAACUUAUGAUCUA
Messenger RNA from Triticum dicoccoides, 2073 nucleotides. RefSeq lists its product as uncharacterized. The transcript is spliced from 3 exons. The coding region runs from base 271 to 1845 and encodes 524 amino acids. Lineage: Eukaryota; Viridiplantae; Streptophyta; Magnoliopsida; Poales; Poaceae. The record is from RefSeq and is a predicted model, not a curated record.